AUGCGUUGGGGAACGCGAGACAAGUUCCAAGUAUUUCAGCCACAGGAGGCCGCUUGGCAAUGUGACUUUCUGGCGCUGGGUGAUCCUGCGCCAGGUGAUGAUUCUAAGGUGUGCGAGUGUGAAGCUUCGGGCGCACAAUCACACGAAGGUUUCGAAUGGGUCUUUUGUGCCAGCCAGUUCAUGCUAUGUGAAUGUCCUGGUCGCAUACGUUGGGGGAAUGGCCAUCGAUGGAAGAUUCUGCAGCACCACAACCCUGGUCAGCUGGUAAAGUGCGCCACUGAUGAUCUCGGAGACCCCGCCCCAGGAGAUGCAGGCAAGCACUGCGAAUGUGAGCUCGAUCCGGCAUCGCCAUUCUUCGGAAGUAUUUCGCCAGCUGUGAAGAGGAGUGCAGGCUCACAGAGAGUGGUGUCCUGUGAAAUUCUCGAAGAUGCCAGACGGGGUCAUGUUUGGGACCAACUGGAAUGGAAGGCAGUGCAGGGCUUGUGCUCGGUGCCAGGCUUAAGAUUGCCGAAGGCUGGAGGAGACUCUUUGGAUAAUCGAUCGCUUCGGUCAAUGGUUGAUGCAUGGAUCAGCGAUGGGUUUGCCGAAAAUUAUCGCAAAUUGUACAGAGAAGGAUGGCUGGAGGAAGGAUUCGUCAAUUUCAUUGGAAGUUCGCCAAGCCGAACAAAGUGGGCAAAGAUAAAUGAGCAAUUGAUACGCUCUGUGCAUAUGUUUUCUACAAGGCCUAUUGUCGUUGUGCACUUCGGAAUGGUGUUGCCCCAUGAGUGGGACCCAACGAAAUACCCUCGGUUGGUGGUCAUGCAUGCUGCGCCCUUCCCGACUGCCGUGUUCCGUCGAUUUGACCUCAACAAAUUCCGUUCGCUCCUGAUUGCCAGAGUCAAGACAGGCAUACAGCUGGACUCCGACCAAUUCGUUGCUCCACGGGUUGAUGCCUUAUUUGAGCGUGCGCGGCAAGAAGGCUCAGAAUCUUAUCCGCUGCCCAUUCUACCGGUACACUUUCUGAGAAAUGAGGAAUUGCCAAUGUACCCGGGCAGAAAUGGAGGAGUCACGAUGAGCGGAGGCACCAGUCACGUUUUUGACAGGUAUUGCCGCUUCGGCAAGUGCCGCGUCACGACUCGCUGGGGCCACGCUCAUCCUACAUGGACAUUUUGGGCGCUUCCCUUUGUGGGAACAUGGAUCCGGCGCCAUCUCCGGGACGAGACGCUGCCGCAAAUUGAUGGAGACCCGAAGACAGCCUUGCGGGUUACCAGCAUCGAUGUGGAUGAGGACUUGCUGAAUAUCGGCACCUGGGAGGAGAAGGGUCACAAGCAGUGGUGCAAGUAUGACGUCAUGGAUCCCUCAGACUUCAAGAAGCUUCUACAAGCAAGGGCUUCGCGUGGUUGCAACGAAGCGCCACCCAUCAAUGCAGAUGAAGUUUUUCAUCCGGCAGGUGCCGCGCUGGUGUUCUACACUGCCCAUCACGCUGUUGAUCCCAACGUUUCAGCUCUUCUGCUGGAGCAGCUUGAUGAGCAUUUGAAAGCUGGAAAGCUUCCACCUCCGGUGUACUUCAAAGGCUGCUUCUAUGAGGAUGGUGCUACACUCAUGAAGGCCCACCCGGACGUUCGAUGCCUGAUCUGA
Messenger RNA from Symbiodinium pilosum, 1617 nucleotides. Lineage: Eukaryota; Dinophyceae; Suessiales; Symbiodiniaceae. The record is from the annotation of a GenBank genome assembly.